Molecule: messenger RNA, 1592 nt
Organism: Myotis daubentonii (Daubenton's bat)
Lineage: Eukaryota; Metazoa; Chordata; Mammalia; Chiroptera; Vespertilionidae
Gene: SHOX2
Product: SHOX homeobox 2
Biological process (GO): regulation of transcription by RNA polymerase II
Cellular component (GO): nucleus
Molecular function (GO): DNA-binding transcription factor activity, RNA polymerase II-specific; sequence-specific double-stranded DNA binding
Source: RefSeq, a predicted model, not a curated record
CUUCUUUAUUCUCUUCUUUUUCUUCUUUCUUCCUCCUCCUCCCUCUCCACCCCAUCCCCUGCCCCAUUGAUGUGUUAUUACUGGGGGGGCUGGAGCAGUAAAAAAAGAAGAAGGAAAAAAAGAGCGGGGCUUGGCGGUGAGAGGUUGUGCGCGGGGCUGCGGGGCAUCGGUGGCGAUGGAAGAACUGACGGCGUUCGUCUCCAAGUCUUUUGACCAGAAAGUGAAGGAGAAGAAAGAGGCGAUCACCUACCGGGAGGUGUUGGAGAGCGGGCCGCUGCGCGGGGCCAAGGAUCCGAGCGGCUGCGCGGAGCCGGGCCGCGACGACCGCAGCAGCCCGGCAGUCCGGGCGGCCGGCGGAGGCGGCGGCGGAGGAGGAGGCGGAGGCGGAGGCGGAGGAGGCGGAGGAGGUGCAGGAGGAGGAGGAGGAGGAGGAGGCGGAGGAGCUGGAGGAGGGCGCUCUCCGGUCCGGGAGCUGGACAUGGGCGCCGCGGAGAGAAGCAGGGAGCCGGGCAGCCCGCGGCUCACCGAGGUGUCCCCGGAGCUGAGGGAUCGAAAGGAGGAUGCGAAAGGGAUGGAGGACGAAGGCCAGACCAAGAUCAAGCAGAGGCGAAGUCGGACCAAUUUCACCCUGGAACAACUCAACGAGCUGGAGAGGCUUUUUGAUGAGACCCACUACCCGGACGCCUUCAUGCGCGAGGAGCUGAGCCAGCGGCUGGGGCUGUCGGAGGCCCGAGUGCAGGUUUGGUUCCAAAAUCGAAGAGCUAAAUGUAGAAAACAAGAAAAUCAACUCCAUAAAGGCGUCCUCAUAGGGGCUGCCAGCCAGUUUGAAGCUUGUAGAGUUGCACCCUAUGUCAAUGUAGGUGCUUUAAGGAUGCCAUUUCAGCAGGAUAGUCAUUGCAACGUGACGCCCUUGUCCUUUCAGGUUCAGGCGCAGCUGCAGCUGGACAGCGCCGUGGCGCACGCGCACCACCACCUGCACCCGCACCUGGCUGCGCACGCGCCCUACAUGAUGUUCCCGGCGCCGCCCUUCGGACUGCCGCUGGCCACGCUGGCCGCGGACUCGGCCUCCGCCGCCUCCGUCGUGGCUGCCGCCGCCGCCGCCAAGACCACCAGCAAGAACUCCAGCAUCGCGGAUCUCAGACUGAAAGCCAAAAAGCACGCGGCCGCCCUGGGGCUGUGACGCCGACGCCAGCGCCCUGGUUGCGCCUCCAGCGAGGCGUGCACCCACCCCGCACGCCCUCCGCGCCCUCCGCGCCCCCCGCGCCCCGCUGCUCCUCCGUCGCCCCCUCCGCACUCCCGGAGCCCAGCCUCUUGCCGCCCGGCUGAUCGCCCCUUGCCCGCUUCAGCACCUGGGACUCGGAGGGCAGGACUCAGCGUGGGACCUGUGAUCCCUCAAGGCGCGUCCACGCGUUGGCUGCUGGCCGUGCAGCUAUUUAAGGGCCUAGCAUUCAGCUUUGCAGGGGCGGGUUUGGGGAAGUCUGGAGAGAUGUUGGACACGGGAGUGCUGGGACACCGGAGUGUGGCUUCUGGCAAAGCUGCAAAGAUGGACUCUUGCUCAGAAAUAAAAAUCCUGUUAAUAAAAAAAAAAAAAA